Molecule: messenger RNA, 1250 nt
Organism: Suncus etruscus (white-toothed pygmy shrew)
Lineage: Eukaryota; Metazoa; Chordata; Mammalia; Eulipotyphla; Soricidae
Gene: ACKR5
Product: G protein-coupled receptor 182
Exons: 1
Coding region: 1-1209 (402 amino acids)
Biological process (GO): G protein-coupled receptor signaling pathway
Cellular component (GO): membrane
Molecular function (GO): G protein-coupled receptor activity
Source: RefSeq, a predicted model, not a curated record
AUGUCAAACAAGACCAGCCCCUCUGAGGGAUUCACCCCGGAGCCUGCCAAUGACCUGGGGGAGAUCCACAACUGGACUGAACUGUUCUAUUUCUUCAACCACACUUUGCCUGAGUGCGAGAUAGACCUGAGUGAGGAUGCCAAGAGUGUGGUCCUCUUUGUCCUCUACCUGGCCAUCUUCGUGGUGGGGCUAGUGGAGAACCUCCUGGUCAUCUGUGUGCACUGGCGCUGCUGCUCAGGCCGCUCAGGGUUCGUGCGCCUCUACAUCCUCAACAUGGCCAUUGCCGACCUGGGUGUCGUCUUGACCCUGCCCGUGUGGAUGCUUGAGUUCACACUGGAAUACACCUGGCUCUGGGGCAGCUUCUCCUGCCGUUUUGCCCACUAUUUCUACUUUGUCAAUAUGUACAGCAGCAUCUUCUUUCUGUUGUGCCUCAGCGUAGACCGCUACAUCACUCUCUCCCAUGCCUCAUCCUCCUGGCAGCGCUCCCAACACCGAGUGCGUCGGGCCGUGUGCGCCUGUGUCUGGGUCCUCUCAGCCAUCUUGCCACUGCCCGAGGUGGCCCACAUCCAGCUGUUAGAGAGUGUAGAGCCCGUAUGCCUCUUCAUGGCGCCCUUGGAAAGCUACAACGUUGGAACCCUGGUGAUUUCACUCUCUACCACCAUCCUGGGCUUCCUGCUGCCCUUCCCUUUCAUCGCCAUCUUCAACGUUUUGACAGCCUGUCGGCUAUGGCGAACAGGUCAGCCCCAGGGCCGGCGUCACUCUAUAUUGGUAUCUGCCUACACAGCCACCUUCAUCAUCUGCUGGCUACCCUAUCAUGUGACUCUGCUACUGUUCACACUGCUUGGGACCCAUAUCUCCUUGCACUGUUACGUGGUCCACCUGCUCUACUUCUUCUAUGAUGUUGUCGACUGUUUCUCCCUCCUCCACUGCGUGAUCAAUCCCAUCCUUUACAAUUUUCUCAGCCGCAACUUCCGGGGCCAGCUGCUGAGCGCUGUGGUCCAUUACCUUCCCAAGGUCCAGGCCCGGGCAAGGAGGCAUGCUUCUUCCUCCUCUUCCUCCUCAACGCAGCACUCCAUUAUCAUCACCAAGGAGGGCAUCCAGCCCACUGCAGCGAGCCCCCAGAGUCCCCUGAACCUGAACUCCCAGGCGUCAAAUAUCUCUCCACUCUCUGCUCCUCCAUCUCUCCCAAUCAGUGAAGCAGAAAGCUAAAGUCUAGGUGAGAGAUGUGGAGGGGUUGGGGGGCAAGGGUC